AUGGCUCCCGAUGCUUCCGACGCACUUUCAGUAAGAGAGAAAGUUCAACACUUUCUCAACGCGGCUCGAACGGGAAAUCUCGAUCUCUUAAAGAAAUUUGCGGAACAGUUAGAUGAAGGGAAAGAUUUAUCGAAAACCGUGGAAGCUAUUAAAGAUGCAAACAAGCGUGGAGCACUUCAUUUUGCUGCUCUUGAAGGACAGACUGAGAUUUGUAAGUAUCUUUUAGAGGAUUUGAAGCUCGAAAUUGAUUCCAAAGAUGAUGAUGGAGAAACUGCUCUCAUUCAUGCUGCACGCCAAGAACAUACUGCCACUGCUAAGUAUCUUAUUGACCGUGGUGCUGAUCCUACUAUUGCUAGCAAUUUAGGAGCUACGGCGUUGCAUCAUUCUGCUGGGAUAGGAGAUAUUGAGUUGCUUGAGUAUUUGCUGUCCAAAGGAAUUAAUCCCGACUUAGAAAGUGAUGCGGGAACACCUUUGGUUUGGGCUGCUGGUCAUGCUCAACAAGCUGCUGUGACUGUUCUAUUAAAACAUGGUGCAAAUCCUAAUGCUGAAACUGAUGAUGGCAUUACCCCACUCCUUUCUUCUGUGGCAGCUGGUUCGUUAGAAUGCUUGGAGCUGUUAAUACAGGCAGGUGCUAAAGUAAAUGUUAGUGCUGGUGGAGCAACUCCUUUGCACAUUGCAGCUGAUAAUGGGAGUCUAGAACUCAUAAAUUCCUUAUUGAAAGCUGGAGCUGAUCCUAAUGUCUCUGAUGAGGAUGAUGUCAAGCCAAUACAGGUUGCAGCUGCAAGGGGUAAUCGUGGAGCAGUUGAAAUUUUCUUCCCCGUUACAUCCAAAAUUGAUGCCGUUCCUUCUUGGACUAUUGAUGGGAUACUUGAGUAUAUGCAAUCAGAAAGUAAAAACCAGCAGGGUGAAUUGGUGAAUGGUAAAGAAAGUAACGGGCACAAGGAUGAUGUUUCCCGAGAGCAAAAUAUCCCUGAGGUGUCACCAGAAGCCAAAAAGAGAGCAGCAGAGUCAAAAGCAAGAGGGGAUGAGGCUUUUAAAAGGAACGACCAUUAUACGGCUAUAGAUUCCUAUACACAAGCAAUUGAUCUGAACCCCGGUGAUGCUACGUUGCUAUCAAAUAGAAGUCUCUGUUGGAUGAGACUAGGUCAAGCUGAGCAUGCUUUAGCUGAUGCAAAGGCCUGCAGAGCAUUAAGACCAGAUUGGUCAAAAGCUUGUUAUAGGGAAGGUGCAGCCUUGCGUUUGUUGCAGAAAUUUGAAGAAGCAGCAAAUGCUUUUUACGAAGGAGUAACAAUUGAUCCCGAGAACAAGGAGCUUAUAAACGCUUUUAGGGAAGCUGUUGAAGCUGGACGGAAAUUUCAUGGCACAGCUGAAAAUAAGUCGUAG
Messenger RNA from Vicia faba (fava bean), 1383 nucleotides. NCBI's taxonomy places the organism in Eukaryota, Viridiplantae, Streptophyta, Magnoliopsida, Fabales, Fabaceae. The record is from the annotation of a GenBank genome assembly.